AUGCCAGCAUCCCAAACGCGAAAGCGCCCGGUUUUCCUCGAUCCCGACCGUCGUAUCCCAACCGAGGGCUAUAACACACCCGAAGAAAGUACACCGAGCCGAUUUCACAUACUGUUUAACUCUCUUUCCAAAGUUCUUUUCAUCUUUCCCUCACGGUACUUGUUCGCUAUCGGUCUCUCGCCAAUAUUUAGCUUUAGAUGGAAUUUACCACCCAUUUUGAGCUGCAUUCCCAAACAACUCGACUCAUCGAGAGCGCAUCACAAAGCCCUGGCGGUCCGUGUCAAAGACGGGAUUGUCACCCUCUACGACGCUCUUUUCCAAGAGACUUGUACACGGUCCAGCGCGGAUGUCGCUUCUCCAGAUUACAACUCGGACGACGAGGACGCCGCCAGAUUUUAA
This is a messenger RNA of Sparassis crispa, 399 nucleotides long. RefSeq lists its product as hypothetical. The record is from RefSeq and is a predicted model, not a curated record. The transcript has 3 exons. Lineage: Eukaryota; Fungi; Basidiomycota; Agaricomycetes; Polyporales; Sparassidaceae. The coding region runs from base 1 to 399 and encodes 132 amino acids.